Molecule: messenger RNA, 900 nt
Organism: Paramecium tetraurelia
Lineage: Eukaryota; Ciliophora; Oligohymenophorea; Peniculida; Parameciidae
Exons: 2
Source: RefSeq, a predicted model, not a curated record
AUGAAUUUAUUGAUUUAAGUUCUUCUAGUGCUUGUUCUAAAAGCAUAAUUAGAUUAUCCAUAUAGUUGCGAUUGUUAGGAACAUGAUAACCAAGAUAGUUGUGAAUGGCAUAAAUGUUUAUGGGAUGAGAAUUAGAUUGGAACCAAGAAAUGUAGAGUUAAAGGUUGUUCUGAAAGAGGAAAUAAGGUGGCUGAAUGUGUGGCUCCAAGUUAAUUUUAUUCAACUAAUCGAACUUCUUGUUAUCCAUAAGGAGUAUAGACGGAAACUUGUGAACCUAUUUCAUCAUGUGAGGAAUUAGAUGUAUCAAAAAUAAGUCCAUCUUAUGCGAGACGUGUAUGUAAGGUUAAUUUUUGUGGAUAUAACAAAACUUCAAAAGGAUGUAGAUCAGUUUCUACUUGCAGCGACAUCACAACUGAAGAUGAAUGCAAUAAUUUAUUUAUUAAUGAGCUCCCCUCAUUAUUUUAGCCAUCAGCCUAUUGUUAUUGGGCAGGAGAUGUUUGUAUGACAUCUACUAGAUUUUUUGGAGCAUGCGAGAACAAGAAUAUUAAAAAUAAGAAUCUCUGUAAGACUCACGGCUGUCAAUGGAAGGACAACAAUUGUGUAAAUUUAAAUUGCACUACCAUUACAACAGACCUCUGUAACAAAGAACAUGUAGAUUCUUUUGGCAAUGUUCAUAUUUGCUCUUUGAAGAACUCUUAAUGCAACUCAACCUUAUCUGCAGAUAUUCGAAAGGAAGACUGUGAUAAAAUGACUGCUCAUACAUUUGACGACGCAGCCUAAAUUUGUAAGCCUUGCAAGUCACUCGCCAAAUACUUAGAGAAAUUGGCCUCAUUGUAAAUUAUCACAGAAUCCUAUAGUAUUAUACUUAUGCUCAACAUAAUUAUGAUUGCAAUAAUAUGA